AUGACAAUAAGGCAAAAAAGCUCCAAUCUUCAAAUACUAGUAGCUCUGUUGGUCUUAUCAUGUACCCUUCAAGCUACAUUUGGUCAAAAUGUCCAUCUCCUGACAACAGAAAACUUUCUUAGCGUCACGGAAGGCAAGAACAUCUUCCUCAAGUUUUAUGCACCCUGGUGUUCCAAAUGCAGAGCCAUGGCCGACGAUUGGGAACGUUUGGGAAAUGAUUUCAAGGACCAUGAACAUACCAUUGUGGGUGAAGUCGAUUGUACCUCGGACACUGGCAAACUUUUAUGCGAAGAAUACGAAGUUCAAACCUUCCCGACAUUGAUUUAUGGAGAUCCCAUGAAUGCCGAUACUUACGACGGAGACAAGGAUUAUGAUAGCAUGUCAGCUUUUGCCCAACAAAAACUCUCCAAACCUAUUUGUUCCGUCUCCAAUCAAGAUCACUGUACCAAGGAGGAACUAAAAGUCAUUCAAUCGUUACUAGAAAUGUCAAAGGAAGACUUGGAAGAAGUCAUGACCACAGUGGAGGACCAAGUGAAAGCUGCGGAAGAUGACUUUGACGAACAGGUGGCCAAAAUUCAACAAGCCUACGACGCAUUGGUACUAAAAUUCAAUGACAAACUCGAUAGUCUGAAGGAUGCGUACAACUACCGUUAUAUGGAACAGGUACUAAUGAUUCAUCAUGAAAGCGAAGAGGUAGAGGAGGAAUUGUAG
This is a messenger RNA of Cylindrotheca closterium, 711 nucleotides long. The record is from the annotation of a GenBank genome assembly. Lineage: Eukaryota; Bacillariophyta; Bacillariophyceae; Bacillariales; Bacillariaceae.